AUGGCGGUCGAAGAGCCGGACAUUGAACUUGGGACUGGUUUCGCUUUUAAGGUCAUCAGUCGACGCAUCGUGGCUGGCCCUAUCCGCAAGGGUCGUAAGUCAGGAAAGGUGGGCCGUCGUGGUCGUCGUGGCCGACGCCGAGGCAGGGUUAGGAUGGCUUUGACGUCCACGGUAAAGGGCACAUUUGAACCUAUGUAUUCUAAGGGUUCAAAGCUGCCAUAA
Penicillium subrubescens is the source of this 222-nucleotide messenger RNA. RefSeq lists its product as uncharacterized. The coding region runs from base 1 to 222 and encodes 73 amino acids. Lineage: Eukaryota; Fungi; Ascomycota; Eurotiomycetes; Eurotiales; Aspergillaceae. The record is from RefSeq and is a predicted model, not a curated record. The transcript has a single exon.